AUGCCUUCUGCCGACUUGAACAGAAAGAGAUACUCCAUUGUUUCUCGACACGUUGCGAUCAAACAUGGUAACAAGGAUGUGAUCGAGUUUAUCAAGCAACACAAUCUCAAACAGGACAUGAACAUUGAUGUUGAUGACGCUCUAAGCCAGGCUGUGGAUGUGUGUGACCUCGAGUCCAUCAGAUGGCUACUCACAUGCAGGUCUUCCACGCUCUCGUCAUAUCGAUGGGAGUACGAUCAUUCUCAAACCAAACUUGAUAAUAAUCAUAUGUGCAAGCUGUUGGAACAUGUUGACGAAAAGAUCACCCAAGAUGAGAUCAUAGACUUGUUGAACAAAUCUACAAUGGAUGAUGCAGGUCCAAACACAUGGUCAAUGGAUCACCUGUCUGGACUAUUGGAGGUGGCGGCCAGCAAGUCACUCUCAGUCAUCAUGAUGGUAUUCAAACACUUUGUUGCAACGACUGGAAGAGAGAGAGUAGGUGACAGGAUGGUCCAGGAUGUAGAUGAUGUUGAUAGAGAAGAUGAAGGCGAGGGAGACUGGGUGAUAGCAAAACGCGACAACGACAAUGACAGAGAAGAACGUGCCGGAGAACGAAGGAAACGGAGGAUGAAAGAAAAGAUCCGCCCUAAAAAGAGAGAGAUACAGAGAGAUAUAGUCAGCGAAACUGAGGUUGAUCCUGACAACAUUGGCUUCUACUACCUCAUUGAUGCCAUCAAAGUUGUUUUGAGCCGAGGUGACUUUGAUUCAUUGGAGUACCUCCUUCAACGCACACGAGAUAGACCUUGCGUUAUCAUUGAGUGA
This is a messenger RNA of Acytostelium subglobosum LB1, 801 nucleotides long. RefSeq lists its product as hypothetical. Lineage: Eukaryota; Evosea; Eumycetozoa; Acytosteliales; Acytosteliaceae. The transcript has a single exon. Bases 1 to 801 code for a protein of 266 amino acids. The record is from RefSeq and is a predicted model, not a curated record.